AACAUCACAUUUGCCUGCCACGUUCGUAAUAUUUUGAUUGUUCCAGAAUCCGACUUUUCAACGACAUUUGCUAGAAAUUUACGACAUUCGAAUCUACUUUGGUUGGACCAUUCUUCGGCUUAUAAACGUGUCAAAAUUAUGUUAUGCAGAUGAAAUAUAUGCGGAUACAAUUCUGCCCUGUUCUCAUACACUACCUUCCCGUUAGAUACGGUAUUUAUUCCAUAUUCUGUAGGCCUAAUAUCGUGACGUUUCUUCAGGGGUCAAGGACAUUGCCAUUUUGUCAACAAAUGAUGUUUGAAUUAUGCAGUAUUUCAACCUUUAUUUUGACCUGUUCUGUAUGUAUUUCAUGGUAUAUAUACGUGCUUUACAGACGGAGAAAUGUCAGUAAGCCUAAAUGUGCAGCAUCUACAAUGAUUGUCCUUGGUUCAGGUGGGCAUACAACAGAGAUGUUGAGGUUACUAAGUGGCAUGGGAGACAAGUACUACCCAAGAUACUACAUCAUAGCAGACUCCGAUAGAAUAAGUCAAGAAAAAGCUAUUGCUUUUGAAGAAAAACAACAGAUUAACAAAGAAUCUCAAAAU
Molecule: messenger RNA, 581 nt
Organism: Owenia fusiformis
Lineage: Eukaryota; Metazoa; Annelida; Polychaeta; Sabellida; Oweniidae
Source: the annotation of a GenBank genome assembly